UGCAAUGGCAACAGGUUGUGUUUGUGUUUUGAGAUUUCUGAAACAUAUUUGAUAAUAUCGUGUUAUUGACUAUUGAACAUUGACAAAUCUAUUCUGUUAUUUGUCCAAUAACUUUAUUACAAUUUAAAGAUAUUAUAAUUUAACUACCCAGUCUUAAACAUGGAAGAUUUAUCGCAGUCUACUGAUUUGCAAUAUCAACAAACUGAUCCGGGCAUUCCGAUACAUCAACCUAUGGAUACGGAUGCGGAAAAGAUUCCAAACACAAAUAUACAGCCGUCAGAAAAUGCCGGCCCUCAAAGUGGUAAACAUGAAGAAUUUUCCGUCGAGAAAGUUCUGGAUAGAAGGAUUAAAAAUGGAAAAGUGGAAUAUUUACUUAAAUGGAAGGGUUACUCUGACGAAGAUAAUACUUGGGAACCAGAAGAUAAUCUAGAUUGUCCCGAUUUGAUAUCUGCAUAUGAAGAAGCUCGCUUGAAACGAGAGCGCGAAGCAGCUACUAUUCCUGACUUGGAAGAAGGUCAUUUGACACGCAAAAGGGCUAAAAGAGGAGAUAAGAAAAAGAAGGUCGAGGAAAUUGAAAAACCUAGAGGUUUAGCCAGAGGUUUGCAGCCAGAGAAAAUUUUAGCCGGUCAACUGUUUCAUGGCACACUUUACUUCUUAGUUAAAUGGCAGGAGUGUCCAGAAAUGGAUGUAGUUCCCGGACAUGAUCUCGGUCAGGCAUAUCCGGACUUUGUUAUCAAUUACUAUGAACAGUGUGCACCGUUUAGUGUCAGACAUCCUGUUGGGAGAAUACCGAGACCUGCUCCUGAGUUGCCGCCAUUAGAACAACCACAACCAGCUCCCGAGACUCCAAUGGAUGUGAGUCAAGAAGCGAGUCUCCCGAGCACUUCAUUAACUUCAAUUGAAACAGAUAUUCCGGCUGAGCUGCCAGAAACUCAAACCCAGCCACCAAUCCCCGAAGCAGACACACAGCCUAUCGAAGUACCAGUCAAUUGAUGCACACAGCACAUUGUUCAUGAAUCACUGUUGUUGACUUAAAAAUGUUGAAUAUAUUUAUGUAAAUAAAAUUUAAUUUACAAUAUAAUUAAAUCUUAUAUAAAAAGAUUUUAUUAUGUAUUAAUUUUAAUGACUAAGAAUAUGCUGUGGAAAAUAUAUAUCUUAUUCCUGGAAUAGAUGAUAGAUUAUAUGACACAAUAUAACUAUAAUAUGCGAUGGAAAUGUUAUAUAUUGUAGUUAUUUCCAAGUAUGUUUAUUGAUGCCCUGGAUAUAUUUUGCUAUUGUUAUAACGAUGAAUGCGUUUGGGUUGAAUAAUUAAAUUCAUAGUACUUUGCUAUGGAAGCAAUUAUUGAUUAUGUUUUUUAUAUGAAUAGAAGACAAAGUAUUAAGUUAUUCAUGCUUUCAUGAUAAUGAGUUUUCAAUCAAUGUCUAUUCUACACAGAUGGAGUCCUCAAUAGGAAAAAUGUCAAAAAAAAAACUACAUUAACAUUGUAUUUGAAUAAAGGUUUAAAUGACAGUGUGAAUUUAAAACAAAUAAAGAUUUUAUGUGA
This is a messenger RNA of Danaus plexippus (monarch butterfly), 1544 nucleotides long. RefSeq names its product chromobox protein homolog 1-like. Gene Ontology annotation, molecular function: chromatin binding. The record is from RefSeq and is a predicted model, not a curated record. Bases 160 to 993 code for a protein of 277 amino acids. Gene Ontology annotation, cellular component: pericentric heterochromatin; nucleus. Gene Ontology annotation, biological process: chromatin organization; negative regulation of transcription by RNA polymerase II. Lineage: Eukaryota; Metazoa; Arthropoda; Insecta; Lepidoptera; Nymphalidae. The transcript is spliced from 7 exons.